AUGGAUCAUCCAUAUUUAACACAAGAACAAUUAGAUGAAUGGAAAAAUUUAAAAGGAAAUUUUACUACAACACCUAAUUAUAUUGAUCUUAUCGUAGGUAUGUGGACUGCAAUCUCAUGGUACUAUAAACCACAUAUGUGGCGUGAUUAUAAAAUUCCACAGUCAUUUAUUGAAGAUUUUACACGACAUUUUUAUUUUCCAAUGAAUCAAAUUUAUUAUAUUAUUUAUAUAGCAAUAGUCGUUACAAUCUUACGUUAUCUAUUUGAAAAUUAUAUUUGCAAGCCAUUAGUAAAUUGGCUUGCUUUAAAGCCUGUUGAUAAAAAAAAAUGUCCUGAAUCAGCAUGGAAAUGUUUAUUUUAUACAUGUACAUGGUCAUAUUGUGUUUAUUUACUUUCUUAUCGUUAUAAUUAUUUUCAUGAGCCUCAUCUAAUUUGGGAUGAUUGGUCACCUGGUAUGGAUGUUCCAUUUGAUAUACAGAUAAUGUAUUUUGUACAAUGUGGAUUUUAUUUACAUUCCAUUUAUGGUACACUUUAUAUGGAUUAUAAACGUAAAGAUUUUUAUGUUAUGCUUCUUCAUCAUGUAUUAACAAUGACUUUAAUAUUUGUAUCUUAUGCGACUCGUUAUCAUAAAAUUGGUUUACUUGUUCUUUUUGUACAUGAUAUAACCGAUAUUUGGCUUGAAUUAACAAAAGUUUUACAUUAUUUGGGCUCGAGAGAAAAUGGAAAACUUUGGGAACAUGCAGCUUCUGCUUGUUUUAUUAUAUUUACAUUUUGUUGGUUUCUAUUUCGUAUGUAUUGGUAUCCAAUAAAAGUAUUAUAUACAGCUGGAGUUACUCCUGCUUAUCGUGCCUAUGAUAAAGGCGGUGGUUUGUAUGGAUUCUUCAAUGUAUUAUUAUGGACUCUGCUUGGUCUUAAUAUCUAUUGGCUUGUUUUUAUUCUUCAAUUUCUCUUUCGAGUGUGCAUUGGCUCUUUAAGUAAUUUACAUGACGUACGAGAAGAUGAUGACGAUAAUGAUGAAGAUACAAAGUCAAUGUCGUCAACAGUGAAUGAAGCUGUAAGUGAUGUUAUUGACAAGAAAAAGAUAUGA
Messenger RNA from Adineta steineri, 1086 nucleotides. Lineage: Eukaryota; Metazoa; Rotifera; Eurotatoria; Adinetida; Adinetidae. The record is from the annotation of a GenBank genome assembly.